GAGGCGCUGGGCCCAGCGCUCCCGCUCGCUCCGGGCGGCCCCGGCGGCCUCGGCGGCCUCAGCGUCCCCCGUUCCCUCCGCGCCCACCCCCGGGGGCGGCACGAACCCGCCGGGAAGAUGUCCCGGCCCGUCAGGAACAGGAAGGUGGUCGAUUACUCCCAGUUUCAGGAAUCAGAUGAUGCUGAUGAAGAUUAUGGAAGAGAUUCAGGUCCCCCCUCCAAGAAAAUCCGCUCGUCUCCCCGAGAGGCCAAAAAUAAGAGGAGAUCUGGGAAGAAUUCUCAGGAGGACAGUGAGGAUUCAGAAGACAAAGAUGUGAAGACUAAGAAAGAUGAUUCACACUCAGCAGAUGAAGAUUUUGGCAGCGAAGAUGAUGAUAUAGGAGCAGACGAUGGCAAAGCUGACAGUGACUAUGAGAGCUCUCAAAAAAGCAAAAAAGGAAAAAAGGCUAAACCAGACAAGAACAAGAGAGCAGCCUCCAAAUCCAGGAAAAGGCCUGCAGAGGACAGCGAGGAUGAGAAGGAGGAUCACAAAAACGUCCGUCAGCAGCGACAGGCAGCGUCCAAAGCAGCUUCGAAACAGCGGGAGAUGCUCAUGGAUGACGUGGGGAGUGAGGAGGAAGAGCAAGAGGAUGAUGAGGCCCAGUUCCAGGAGACAGAUUCAGGAAGUGAUGAAGACUUCCUCAUGGAAGAUGAUGAUGACAGUGAUUAUGGCAGUUCAAAAAAGAAGAAUAAGAAGGUCUCCAAGAAAUCCAAGCCAGAGAGGAAAGAAAAGAAAAUGCCCAAGCCCAGGCUAAAGGCUACAGUGACCCCCAGUCCAGUGAAAGGCAAAGGGAAGGGAGGUCGUCCCACAGCCUCCAAGGCAACGAAAGAAAAGACCCCAUCCCCCAAAGAAGAGGAUGAAGAGCCUGAAAGCCCCCCAGAAAAGAAAAAAUCAGCCAGCCCUCCACCAGAGAAGUCAGGGGAUGAGGGAUCUGAAGACGAAGCACCCUCUGGUGAAGAUUAAAAAAUGGCAGUUGAGGAAAUCUUUGGUUAAAAAAAAAAAGAGAAAAAAAAAAAAGAAAAAGGAAAAGAAAAACAUACUUAGGGG
Corapipo altera (White-ruffed manakin) is the source of this 1086-nucleotide messenger RNA. It is a transcript of the gene NUCKS1, whose product is annotated as nuclear casein kinase and cyclin dependent kinase substrate 1. Gene Ontology annotation, cellular component: cytoplasm. The record is from RefSeq and is a predicted model, not a curated record. Gene Ontology annotation, biological process: double-strand break repair via homologous recombination; interstrand cross-link repair. Bases 118 to 1002 code for a protein of 294 amino acids. NCBI's taxonomy places the organism in Eukaryota, Metazoa, Chordata, Aves, Passeriformes, Pipridae. Gene Ontology annotation, molecular function: single-stranded DNA binding; double-stranded DNA binding. The transcript is spliced from 8 exons.